This is a messenger RNA of Linum trigynum, 4910 nucleotides long. NCBI's taxonomy places the organism in Eukaryota, Viridiplantae, Streptophyta, Magnoliopsida, Malpighiales, Linaceae. The record is from the annotation of a GenBank genome assembly.
CUUACCUGCCACUUAUUUGAGUAAAUAUUAUUUAUUUACAAAAAAAAACCCCGGAUUUAAAAAACCUAUAUUUCUUUAUUCAAUUUCAAUAAUUCCUUUGGCUCCUCUCCUAAAGUUUCAAUUCCGUCUUCAUCAUUUAUUUGCUAUUUGGGGGAUUCCCCUGCUUCAGUUUCCCACCGGAUUCUCUGAUUUUCUCCACUCUUUCUUUCUCUGUUUCUCGGCGGGGUGUUCUGUGGUGUAUUGUGUGUUUCUGCGAGUCUGGGAGCUUUGGAUCUCUUAAAUGUUUUGCUCAUUCCAUGCUCAGAUCUUAUUUGUACUUCUUCAAAAAUUGAGGUUAGCAAACGAAGAUCUCCAUUUCUCUCCCUCUCUUUCUCUGCAGCUUCUCUGUUCUUCUUCUUUUGACCGUUUGGGCCAAUCUCCUUCGCUAUGGCUACGCUAGCUGGCUAGGGUUUGUGUUCUAUUCGGAUCUGUAGAGAACUAACUGGUUAAAAAAGAAGAAACAUUCUCAGCUUGCCUUCAUUUCCCGUUUCUGCCCCCACCUAGUUGGUUGCAGAAAGUUAGGGUUUUGAAUUUCGGGGGAACCCAUGAGCAGCACUUCAAUCUCAGUUGAUUGUGCUUGAUAAUUGACUGCAAGUGCAAACCUUAAUUCUGGGCUGUGAUUAAUUUGAGCUGAAUUAUGUAGUUUCUCAUUCCUUGUCUGUGGUUCACAGGUAUUCCAUUUUUGCCCUUCUAUCGUCCCUGACUUCCUUCGUCCAACACCUCUGAACAUUUUGCCAAGAGAGGGUCCAAUUUCAGCUUAAUAAAGCUGCGGGCUUUACUAUCUUGGCAUCUUGGUCUCUGAUUCAGGUACCUCCCCUUUAUUUUUGUCCUUUCAGUUGUCCCUUUCAUUUUCGUUGGCAUUGUCGUACAAUGGCUUUUUUCUUGUCUGUAGUAGCUGGAUUUUGUGUUAAGCGAACUGAAAGUUUCGAGUGUUUUUUUUUAUGGUAAUUAAUUUCAUGUCCGACAUAGCGCCAUUUCUGUUUUGCCCCUUCUCGAUGACUUCGUAUUUAAUGUGUUUAUGGUUGCAAUAAAUGCUGCCAUGUUUUCCAUUUAUGGAGAUGGAGAUUCUGGUUGGUCAACAAAAUAAGUUGUGUGCAAUAGGCUUACCUCUUCCUUUUGGUUACUUCAUCAGCUCUCUAUCCUUUUGGAUGCUACGGGAUGUUGAAUGUUUGGAUUUUAGAACUCCUUGUGUUUAAUUUUAUUGAUUUGAUAUCAUCCCUCUUCAGCUUUAUUAGGGCUUGGGACUUCAAGUUUUGUUGUUCUUUCUUCCAGGUUUUUUAUUUUUGCUGUUUCAUCAGCUAUCAGUCUGUUCACACGAAGAUAUCAGAGCAUUUGCCAAUAACAACGCCCUGUUUUGAUCACGCAAACCUGUGAGCAAUCUGUUUUGGCAACUUGGUCUGAUUCAGGUAUGCAAAUGAAAAUCCCUUAGUGGAACUUCUACAUGAAAAAUGUAUAACUAGCUAGUUUUGUCUCUUUUGAUCGAAUAAACUGUGAAGAAGAAAGCGUCGAUCGAGUAAAGUUUGCUUCUGUCGUUUCUGUGAACAAAGACCGACUGUAUAUUGUCGUUUUUCUUUUCCAUCUGUUUGAUUAGUGGUUUGAUUAGCGGGCUUUUAGCUGUUAAUUUUAUCAGCAUUACAACACAUCACUGUUAGGUUGUUCUUUCCCCACUAGAGUUUUCGGUGUCUCAAGUGAUCAUUUCGAAUGAGGGAGCUCCUCAUAAUUUGCGUUGUAAGUGAUGUUCUUAAACAUUCUUGUUUUGUGAUCUUUUUAUAAGAGAAGUACAUUGACUUGCCUAGUUUUUGAGGGUUUAACUUUUUCUAUUUCGAUCUUUGGGUUUGUAGUUCUUUUACAAAGUUGUUUAUCUAUUGACAUUGUGACAAAUCACCCAUACGUUAUUAUUUUUGAGAAUUUUGAUGGGUCACUCGAUUGAGAGUUCUUUUGUCGUUGGCCCAUUUAAUCUACCUGGGAAGGGAGCUGCAUGUAAAUUUCAGUUCUAGUUUGUGGUUUUGCGCCGCGCCUACUGGUUUUUCAUUUUCAAUUUGGUAACCGUCGUUGACUUCAAUAGAUGGAAGGAUUUUUAUUAUCCAACUCCAGGUUUGGCAUCUUUGUUAACUUUUCAGUUUUUCAGAAAACUUCACUGAUUGGUUGUUCUCUUUAGAGAGAUUUUGGUUGGUCAUUAGAGCGAGCAUUUUGUAGUUGGUCCACAUGUUCGUUUCAAGGAAGGGAGCUGCUUGUAAUUUCUCGUUCUAAUUUGUCGUUUUGCGCCUGCUGGUUCUGCAUUUUCAAUUUGGUAAAAGUCAUGUCAAUCAAUGGAGUGUUAUUUAUUUUCUCUAUCCGUAUUUGGUCUCUGUAGCUACAGAAUUUAAUUUGCUUCAUGCUGCUGAGCUGUUAUUGGUGAACCGUUCUAUAUAUAGUGAACUUUUGAGGUCUCCAGUUGUUAUUCAGUGACCUUGUUUCAUAUACAGUGUGAACGUCUGAGAUUGUCUUGACCAGUGCUGCCCUUUUCCUUAUAUUUUCUCUUUGUCUUCUUCACUGGUAAUUAUCUAUUUCUGAAAAUAUAAGGUGAAUUGUGGUGUCUUGGCCAUCAGGUCUUUUGCUUGCAUAGUCCAAUUUGUUUCUAUGUGCUUUGGCUGCCCUUUUCAUUUCUUUCCCAUAAACAAUGGAUACUUUUACUGGACUUAUUGUUUGUCUUGCUUCUCUAAAGAGUUUUUUGAAAGAGAUUGAACGCGUGAGAGAGAUUGAGUGCAAGUAUUGAAAAGCUAUGGAGAAAAAGGCGGUGCCUUCACGUUUAUUUGGUGUUUGCCUUUUGCUUUUCCCCCAUUGAUUUCUGUCCUGUUUGAUUGAAUGAUUUUCAGCUAUAUGAUACGGUGUUUGCCUUCUUUUUAUUAGGAGAUGAGUCGCAUGACAAAUGAAGGCAAAGAUUCUGUUCUCCCCAAGGAUCAGAUAGAAUCUCCACUGGUCGAAGAAGGAAAUUCUGCUAGAAAUAUAAAUGGGGAAAUGAAUCUCAAGAAAGGUCCAUGGACAGCUGCAGAAGAUGCAAUCUUGAUGGAGUAUGUGAAGAAACACGGGGAAGGGAACUGGAAUGCGGUUCAGAAGCAUUCUGGUCUUUCUCGUUGUGGAAAAAGCUGUAGGUUGAGAUGGGCUAACCACCUGAGGCCAAACUUGAAGAAAGGAGCAUUUACCCAGGAAGAAGAACAGCUAAUCAUCGAGCUUCAUGCCAAAAUGGGGAAUAAGUGGGCUCGCAUGGCCGCUCAUUUGCCUGGACGUACAGACAAUGAAAUAAAGAAUUACUGGAACACCAGAAUCAAGAGACGUCAAAGGGCUGGUUUACCUCUUUACCCCCCUGAAGUCUCCUUGCACCCAUAUCGGGCUAGUCAACAGGGCUUAAACAUAGGUGGGACAAGUUACAGGUCUAAAGGACAUCAUGACCACCUCUUGCACAGCUGCUAUGAUAUCCCUGAUGUCCCAUUUGACAGCUUAAAACCCAGUCAGGGGAGGAUAUCUAACUCUGCUCCUGAACUUCCUGAUAACAUUACUCCAAGUGACAUGCUGAUGAAAGGGACGGGGGGUUCUCGAUAUGAUAGCUUCAGUUCUCCGUUGAUGUAUCAUGGUCAGAAACGGCCUCGAGAAUCAUCAACUUCUGUGUCAUACAGUGGUAGUGGGAGAAAUGAUUUCUUAUUUUCUGAGUCCUUUGGCUUGUCCUUCCCAUUCGAUUCUGAUCUAAACAGCACCAAUAAGAUCCAACAACAGCAACAACUUGGUGAUGAUCAGGACGGCCAUACCCUUUCAUAUGGCAACAACUUCUCUGCUUCUAAGCCAACUACUGCGGCUAUGAAGUUGGAGCUCCCUUCACUCCAAUAUUUCGAUUCCGGUAGCUGGGGAGUAAUAUCUUCUCCACCACCUCUCCUUGAAUCGGUUGAUACUUUUAUCCAAUCUCCACGUGCUACUGGUACUACUGUUGGGUCAAAUUGUCCUUCUCCUCGUAAUAGUGGCCUACUGGAUGCUUUACUUCAUGAGGCAAAAGCUCUAAGUAGUGCUAAGAAUCAUUAUUCUUCCGAGAAGAGUUCGAAUUCCUCAACAGUUACCCCUGGUGAUAUUGCAGACAGUUCGACCCUGAAUGCUUGUGAUGCAGCAGAAUGGGACAACUAUAGUGACCCACUUUCUCCCUUGGGCCAUACUACUGCAACUUCGUUUUUCAGUAAAUGCACUCCUCCAAUCAGUGCCAGUGGAAGUUCAUUAGAUGAACAACCACCACAUAUAGAGCCCUUUACAGGGCGUGAGAUAAAGUCAGAAGCUGAGGACUAUGCCUUGACCCCAGUAAGAGAAAGGGAAAGGGAUACUAUUACAAGAACUGAUGCUUUACUCCCUUCUGACUGGCUUGAACAAGGAUCUGGCAAAGGCUAUGGUGUCAAGGAUCAAGUUGUGAUGACCGAUGCCAUAGCAGCUCUUCUUGGUGACGAUCUGAGCAGUGACUACAAGCAGAUGGCUGCUUCAGGAACAUCGUCGGGGCCAAGUCAAGGAUGGGUACUUGGUUCUUGUGCAUGGAACAACAUGCCUGCUGUCUGUCAAAUGUCUGAACUUCCUUAGUGAUGAGAAAAUGACUUGUCUAUCAAGAAAACGCAAACCCGGCAUCUGAACCAUUUUAUUCUCAUACUUUGGUGCUUCAUCUAUCUAUUAUCAUGUGUUUCUUUUGACUUUACUGUCUUCGGGGUCAGAGUGAGUCAAGACAAUUGCUUCCGGCUGGUGUUUGUAAUAUGAUCAUUGUGGUCGGUCUGUGUUUGUUAUAUGAUCAUGUGGCGUAGAAUUUGCCUUUCUUUUCUUUCUGGGUCUCCCAUCUGUUGGGAAUGGAACAAUCAAAUGUAUGAACAUGU